GCGCCUAGCGCGUCACGCCUGGUGUCUGGGACGCAGCUUGGAACCGGUCUUGCUCUGCGGAGCCGGCAGGUCCCCAGACUGCAGCUGCGGUGCUCACUCCCUGCAUCUCCCCGGCUGUCGCGGACUCAGGUGUACCUUAGCCCUGGUCAGUGCCAUGAUCCGGCAGGAACUCACCACAUCCUACCAGGAGCUGAGUGAAGAGUUGGAACAGGUGGUCGAGAACUCAGAGCAGGUGGACGAGCAGGACAAGGAGACAGUCAAAGUCCAAGGUCCAGGUGUCUUGCCAGGCCUGGACAGCGAGUCCUCCUCCAGCAGCCUCCGCUUCAGCAAGGCCUGCCUCAAGAACGUCUUCUCAGUCCUGCUCAUCUUCAUCUACCUGCUGCUCAUGGCCGUGGCCGUCUUCCUGGUCUACCAGACCAUCACGGACUUCCGUGAGAAGCUCAAGCACCCUGUCAUGUCUGUGUCUUACAAGGAGGUGGAUCGCUAUGACGCUCCAGGUAUCGCCCUGUACCCUGGUCAGGCCCAGCUUCUCAGCUGUAAGCACCAUUAUGAGGUCAUUCCACCUCUGAUGAAUCCUGGCCAGCCUGGCGACAUGAAUUGCACCACCCAGAGGAUCAACUACACACACCCCUUCUCCAAUCAGACCAUGAAAUCUGCCCUGGUUGUCCAAGGUCCCCGGGAAGUGAAGAAGCGGGAGCUAGUCUUCCUCCAGUUCCGCCUGAACGAGAGCAGCGAGGACUUCAGCGCCAUCGACUACCUCCUAUUCUCUUCCUUCCAGGAAUUCUUGCAAAGCUCAGACAAGGCGGGCUUCAUGCAGGCCUGUGAGAGUGCUUAUUCCAGCUGGAAGUUCUCUGGGGGCUUCCGUACCUGGGUCAAGAUGUCCCUGGUGAAGACUAAGGAGGAGGAUGGGCGGGAAGCAGUGGAGUUCCGGCAGGAGACCAGCGUGGUUAACUACAUUGACCAGAGGCCAGCUGCCGAGAAAAGCGCUCAGUUGUUCUUUGUGGUCUUUGAAUGGAAAGAUCCUUUCAUCCAGAAAGUCCAAGAUAUAAUCACAGCCAAUCCUUGGAACACAAUUGCUCUUCUCUGUGGGGCUUUCUUGGCAUUAUUUAAAGCAGCGGAGUUUGCCAAACUCAGUGUGAAAUGGAUGAUCAAAAUUAGGAAACGAUACCUCAAGAGAAGAGGUCAGGCCACAAACCACAUAAGCUGAAGCCACCUGUGUGACCAGGGAACUGCCCGCAGUCACGGAAGUCCUCAUCACUUCCAUUUUGACAUUGGAGCCACCAGCAAUCCUGUAUUUACUUGAAAAAAAAGGGGCCUCGCAGGGAGGAACAGCCUGUCAAACUGGAACUCCUAACUCAGAAAGAGGCUGAUUCCAGCUUGAUGGAAAAGAUCCAGUGGAUAACCUGAAAGUUAUUUAAGUAUUUAAAUUAUUAAUGAACAUUUCACAGAGCUGUCCAAUGCCUUAGGAGUGGGGCUGUGGAAGGUGCCUUUCUUCCUGUUUGGUUCACUGUAUAGCUAAGGUCCAGCAGGAUACUUAAGGCUCUCCUUUGUCCCUUAGGUUUUUCUUUGAUGUUUUUGAAGUAGACAGAAAAAAAAAUGUGAUUUUCUCUUUACCAAAAAUCCUGUCUACCAAGAUGUGCAGGUCAUACUUUGGAACUUGUGCACUGUACUCAAAACCCUUUGACAUCCUCUACCAUCUGUGUUGUCCAGGCUCUGACUAAGCUCUCUGAAUGUUAACUAUUAAAUGAGACUUUAAAAGCCACUAGAAACUAGUGAUUAAAUUUCUCGUGGACUCACUAGUCUCCACCUGCUCUGGGUGGAGUCUGUGCAGGUCUAAGUGAUUAACACUCAAAAGCACUAGGAGAUGUACCUAGCAGGUGCCUACUCAAGUAUAUUCUGAUUUCAUUAACAGGUAAAUAAAAGUUGAGUUAAUACGAAA
Molecule: messenger RNA, 1939 nt
Organism: Ictidomys tridecemlineatus (thirteen-lined ground squirrel)
Lineage: Eukaryota; Metazoa; Chordata; Mammalia; Rodentia; Sciuridae
Gene: Pacc1
Product: proton activated chloride channel 1
Cellular component (GO): cell surface
Source: RefSeq, a predicted model, not a curated record